AUGUAUACAAAUAAAAUUAUAUUUUUAUCUACAUUAUUUUUAGCUAUUACUUUAUUCAAUUUGGUAGGUGCAGAGAGAGUAGUUUCUUUUGCCGUAAAUGUGAACAAUACCAGUGGUAAUCAUACUACCGCCACUUCCGGAAAUUGGUCUACAACUGGAGGACAUUCAAGUGGAAACUGGACCACCGGAUGGAAUACAUCAUCUACAACUGGAGGAUGGAAUACUACCACUGGAGGAUGGAAUACAACAACUGGAGAAUGGAAUACAACCACUGGAGAAUGGAACACAACAACUGGAGGAUGGAACACAACAACUGGAGGAUGGAAUAUAACCACUGGAGAAUGGAAUACAACUACCGGAGGAUUGGAUACUACCACUGGAGAAUGGAAUACAACCACUGGAGGAUGGAAUACAACUACUGGAGGAUGGAACACAACCACUGGAGGAUGGAACACAACUACUGGAGGAUGGAAUACAACCACUGGAGGAUGGAACACAACAACUGGAGGACAUUCAACUGGAAAUUGGUCCACCACUGGAGGAUGGAAUACAACUACUGGAGGACAUUCAACUGGAAAUUGGUCCACCACUGGAGGACAUUCAACUGGUAACUGGACUACUGGAGGACACUCAACUGGUAACUGGACUACAACUGGAGGACACUCAACUGGUAAUUGGACUACCACUGGAGGACAUUCAACUGGAGGAUGGAACACAACAACAGGAGGAUGGAAUACAACCACUGGAGGAUGGAAUACAACUACUGGAGGAUGGAACACAACAACUGGAGGAUGGAACACAACCACUGGAGGAUGGAACACAACAACUGGAGGAUGGAACACAUCAUCUACAACUGGAGGAUGGGAUACAACAACUGGAGGAUGGAAUACAACAACUGGAGGAUGGAACACAACAACUGGAGGAUGGAACACAACUACUGGAGGAUGGAACACAACAACUGGAGGAUGGAACACAACAACUGGAGGAUGGAACACAACAACUGGAGGAUGGAAUACAACAACUGGAGGAUGGAACACAACAACUGGAGGAUGGAACACAACAACUGGAGGAUGGAACACAACCACUGGAGGAUGGAACACAACAACUGGAGGAUGGAAUACAACCACUGGAGGAUGGAACACAACUACUGGAGGAUGGAACACAACUACUGGAGGAUGGAACACGACCUCAGGAUCAUCGGGAUGGAGCACCACUUCUGGAAAUUGGACAACUGGAUCAACCUCAGGUGUAACAACUGGUCCAUCAAAUGGAUAUAUUUACAAGACAAUGACAAGAACUUCGAGUGAUGACUAUCAAACAACAACCAAUACAAUAACCAUUAGAGAGUCCUUGUACAAUACAGUUAUUAUCAACACAACCACUAUCUCGAAUGAUUACUCAACCACCACAAUCACAGUGACUACUACCUACAGAUCCAAUGGUAGAUCCGAUAUCAUUACAACCACAACCUAUACAGUUGGUACAUCUACCACCACCGACACAGUCAUCGAUAAGAAGCGUCUCCAAUUGAACAUCGGUAAAGAUUCCAUUGAAUUCAUAGAGCUCGAGUCUGAUAUAUUGUCGAACGACUCUAGCAGACUUCAAAGCAUAAAGUUUAUUUCUAUCGCUUUAAUUGGAAUGUUUAUGAUUUUCUUUUAA
This is a messenger RNA of Heterostelium album PN500, 1659 nucleotides long. RefSeq lists its product as uncharacterized. The coding region runs from base 1 to 1659 and encodes 552 amino acids. Lineage: Eukaryota; Evosea; Eumycetozoa; Acytosteliales; Acytosteliaceae. The transcript has a single exon. Gene Ontology annotation, molecular function: biotin binding. The record is from RefSeq and is a predicted model, not a curated record.